AUGUCCCUCGGAGAUGACGUGGACCUGGAUGAGUUUAUCAACCAGAAAGACGAUCUCUCCGGUGCUGAUAUCCGUGCCAUCUGUACCGAGGCCGGUCUGAUGGCCUUGCGUGAGCGUCGUAUGAGAGUCCAGAUGGACGACUUCCGUGCUGCCCGUGAGCGUAUCAUGAAGACCAAGCAGGAUGGCGGCCCUGUGGAAGGAUUGUACCUGUAA
Molecule: messenger RNA, 213 nt
Organism: Penicillium chermesinum
Lineage: Eukaryota; Fungi; Ascomycota; Eurotiomycetes; Eurotiales; Aspergillaceae
Exons: 1
Coding region: 1-213 (70 amino acids)
Biological process (GO): proteasome-mediated ubiquitin-dependent protein catabolic process
Cellular component (GO): proteasome regulatory particle, base subcomplex
Molecular function (GO): proteasome-activating activity
Source: RefSeq, a predicted model, not a curated record